CCCCUGCUGACUAAUAUUUCGACACGUUAAGCGUGAUAAUAGUGUCUGUUCUUACUGUUUUAAUAGCUGCUUCAAUUCCAUUGUCCGAAAGUUGCCGGAAAUCUCCGAUGUAAGCCGAAACGUCAGUCCUGGAGGACUGCUGGAGGCGGCCGCAGCGCCAUGUUGAACGAAGUCAUUCUACUCAGUAGAGAGCUACUCGAGAAAUAGCACUUCUAAGGAUCAGGUAUUAUUAAUUUCAGAAAGGGCACGUCGUCGAGAUCGCCCUGGCAAGCAGAGACGAACUGGAUCCUCGGACACCCCGAGCGGGGAGGGGGAACAACCCCCCUACCUUCAGCAAUGAAGACAAACCCCAAUAAGCGCUAGCUAGCUAACGUAUCAAUAAGCUAGCUAGCUAGCAAAAGCUGUGUGUUUGAGCUAGCUUUUCCGUCACCGGCAACUCGCUCGCUGAGGGCCUGCUGCUGGCUAGCUACAUUUUAUACGCGUUAUUUUUUAAGCUACCGGCCUACAUAGCUCGCUGUUUCUGUAAAUAGUCGCAUUUGAUUUAUUUUAUUUUUCUUUUUUUGCAAUGAGUUUGCCGCAGAAAGCGGUGCCGAAGUCAGCCGCUCCCGCCGCCGGACCCGGACCGGCUAACUCCUCUCAGCUGCGGACUCCGCUAGCCUCAGUGCCGCUGCCGGGGCCGCCGCUCGCUCAGCAGCCUCCAACGCAAGUUUUCCUUAAUGCGUUGCACCCCAGGAUCCCCAGAGUGCAGCCGCCGCUGGACGAGCGACUCUUCUCCACACAGCCCGGCGUUGCUGCUGUCUACAGUGUCCAGAGACCCCCUGGCCCUCCCUACACACCCCACGAAAUUAGCAAGGGACACCCGAACCUUGCGGCCACGCCGCCGGGCCACGCCUCCUCACCCGGCCUUUCUCAGGUAUCAGUUUCCACAGUAUCCACUGCGCAUCUGUAUGGCCACCCUAAAGCCUGGGAGGCAGGAGGAGGGUCGCCGUACACGGUGGGUCAGAAUGCCGGUACAGCCCCGCUGGUCUACUCACCGCAGACACAACCAAUGAACGUCCCGCCUCAAAGCCGCCCGUUUGCCCCAGGGCCUCGUCCUACCCACCACCAGUUUUUCCAGAGGGCUCAGAUGCAGCCUCAACGGCCCACCAUUGCAAGCAACAGCCCUUCAAUUCGACCUGCCUCUCAGGCCCCGAAUGCCACCGUAUACUCGGCAAGCCCGCCUAUCAUGAUGUCCAUGACUCCGAUGCCCUUCGCUUCCCCCCAGGCUGCCCAGUACUACAUCCCUCAGUAUCGCCACAAUGCUCCUCCAUAUGUGGGGCCUCCUCAGCAGUACUCGGUCCAACCCACAGGACCCAGUACUUUCUACCCCGGACCUAAUCCUGGAGAGUUUCCUCCAGCAUAUCCUGCGGGAACGCCAUACUACCCUGGUCAGACCAUGUACACCCCUUCUCCAUCCAUAAUAGUGCCUACACCACAGCAACCUCCACCCGCCAAGAGGGAGAAGAAAACAAUCCGUAUCCGAGACCCUAACCAGGGUGGCAAGGACGUCACAGAGGAGAUCCUGUCAGGUGUGGGUGGGAGUCGGAACCCCACUCCGCCAGUAGGAAGGCCCUCCUCCACCCCGACUCCUCCACAGCAGCUGAACCAGGUAGUGGAACAUGGGCAUGUCAUCUAUAAUGUGGACAGUGCCCAGGUCCUCCCUGCUCCUGUCGACUUGAAACCAGAUGACAAGCCAAAGCUUGAAAGUGUUGUACUAAAGUCUUCUUCACCUGGACUGCGCCCUGUGGAGCCUCCCGGGCAAAGGCGAGAGCCCAGCAGCCCUGCCCCUGACCCACAUCCCCCAGAGAAAUCAGAGCUUCCACCCUCAAUCCCAGAAGUGGCCCAGUGUGUAAUUGCAGCAGCCCCGGUUCCCACUCUCAGCCCCUCUAAGCCCAUCUCAGCAGUGGAUGCAGCAGAAAAGCCCACCCCUCCAGCAGAGUCCAGUCCUGCACAAGCUGUCACACCAGAGCCAGAUAAACCAGAGCCUGAGCAAGUGCCACCAGAGGUGCCAGCUUCUGCAGCACAGGCUCUGAAAGCAGUCAAUGGGCUGGUUGAAACAGAAACCACUCCUCCUCCUCCUCCUCCUCUUCAUGAUGACUCCGAUUUUCUGCCCCCGUCUCAGUCAUCCACAGAGCCCAGUACUGUCCCAGAGACCUACAGUUUGGAUGUGAAGGCUGCAAGUCCUCCAGUUUCGGAAACUGUUUCAUCAGGCACUAUGACUCCUUCCCUGCCCACCGCCAUCGCUGCUGCUGCUGCCACCGCUGCUGUUAUUGCUGUUCCCACACCACCUCCAGGUCUCACUCAUCCAGGCCAGACCCCUGUAGAGGCAAGUCCAGCCCAGACAGCCUCGCCUGGGCCAGAGCUCAGAGAUGCUGGAAAAGAGGCAGAGGUUGCCCUGGAAGAGAAAGUGGAGUCCACAUUACAAUCCAACCUUAGACAAAAUUCAAGUCAAGUUACAUCUAGUGUACCAAAGACCUGGAAAAAGCCAAAAGAGGAAGCUGUCGUGGAGCAGACCCAGUGUCCUGAUAGAGAGGAUAAGCUGGAGCCAGCUGUAGAAGCUACAGUGGAGAAUUCCAGCCCGUUGCCUGUGGCUGUGGAAUAUCGGGCUUCAGCAGAAACACCAGGAGAAGAGAACGGAGAGCAGGAAACGGAGCCGCUGAAGAACGGACCCGAGCACAGCUCUGAGGCUGAAAGCAGUGAUGGAGUCCUCACAGCUGCACUCGAGGAGUCCAACAGCAACACAAUUCAGAAGCCGGAGCUGAAGAACGGGAAGAGGCAAUACAAUCGAGACUUUCUGUUGGGCUUUCAGUUCAUGCCAGCCUGUGUGCAGAAGCCAGAGGGUCUUCCACCCAUAUCUGAUGUGGUACUGGACAAGAUAAACCAAAAUAAGCUGCCCCUGCGGCCGGACCCACGGGGGCUCAUUUCCAGAGGUCCAGACUUCACCCCAGCCUUUGCAGACUUUAGUAGGCUGAUUCCUGCAGGGAGAGGAGCACCGCUACUGAAUGUAAGUCUGAGACGGCCUCCUCCCCGCAAGAUCAUCAUGAACGUGUCUGUGAACGAUGAGGUACAGCUGAAGAAGGCUGAGAAUGCCUGGAAGCCUGGCAUGAAGAGAGAAAACACCACAGAGGACCCCGAGACCCAGAAAACUCAGGAGCUUUUCCGGAAGGUGCGCAGUAUUCUUAACAAACUAACGCCACAGAUGUUUAGUCAGCUGCUGAAGCAAGUGACAGACCUCACCAUCGACACAGAGGAGCGCCUUAAAGGGGUCAUCGACCUGGUUUUUGAGAAAGCCAUUGAUGAGCCCAGCUUCUCUGUGGCGUAUGGCAAUAUGUGUAGCUGUCUGGCUACGUUAAAAGUGCCCAUGGCAGACAAGCCCACUAGCACUGUGAAUUUCCGAAAGCUGCUGCUAAACCGCUGUCAGAAAGAGUUUGAGAAGGACAAAGUGAACGACGAUGUCUUUGAAAAGAAACAGCGGGAACUGGAAGCAGCUGCUUCAGCCAGUGAGCGCGAGCGGCUACAGGAGGAGCUUGAGGAGGCUAAGGACAAAGCCCGCAGAAGGUCCAUCGGUAACAUCAAGUUUAUAGGGGAGCUGUUUAAGCUGCGAAUGUUGACUGAGGCCAUUAUGCAUGACUGCGUGGUGAAACUGUUGAAGAACCAUGACGAGGAAAGUCUCGAGUGCCUCUGCAGACUCCUCACGACCAUCGGCAAAGAUCUGGACUUCGAGAAGGCCAAGCCACGAAUGGAUCAGUACUUUAACCAGAUGGAAAAAAUAGUGAAGGAGAGGAAAACUUCAUCACGCAUUCGCUUCAUGCUCCAGGACGUAAUUGACCUCCGCCUGCACAAUUGGGUAUCGCGGAGAGCCGAUCUGGGGCCCAAGACCAUUGAGCAGAUCCACAAGGAGGCCAAAAUCGAGGAGCAGGAAGAACAGAGGAAAGUUCAUCAACAGCUGCUAUCCAAGGACAAGAGGAGACCAGUAAUUCCAAGAGAGGAGACCUGGAACACUGUGCCUGUGCCUAAGAACAGUAGAACGAUAGACCCCAACAAGAUCCCCAAAAUCACCAAGUCAACAAUAGAUGAUAAGAUUCAGUUGGGACCGUUGGGACGAGCGCAGCUCAACUGGAUGAAGGGCAGCAGUGGAGGAGCUGGAGCCAAGGCCAGUGAAUCAGAUGUCUUGCGCCCCAGCAGCCUGAACCGUUACUCGCCGCUUCAGCCCUCCGUUCCAGCCUCUGCCUCCACUCCAUCUGCCUCCCCUGACUUUGACUCAAGAGGAGGCCUGAGCAGUCGUGGAAGCACAGGACGGGAGCGCAAUGAUAAACCAUUGACUCUGGGUCCUUCACGGUCUGGCCCUCCAUCUGUGGGUGGGCCAGGGAAGGAGGCUGCUGAAGAGCCUCUGCAGGAAGAAGUUCGCAAGGACACGCACAUCCCCGACACACCCAACCUGCAGACCAGUACAGCAAGCAGAAGCAAACUGGAGCGCAGCCAAUCCAGGGAAUCUGUAAAACUUGAAGCAGUGCCAGGUCCUACUUCAGACAAGCCUGCGUUAUCAGAGGAGGAGAUGGAGAGACGGUCCAAGUCCAUUAUUGAUGAGUUUUUGCACAUAAAUGAUUACAAGGAGGCCAUGCAGUGCGUGGAGGAACUGGAACAGGCCACAAUGCUAUAUGUUUUUGUGCGGGUGGGUGUGGAGUCCACGCUAGAGAGGAGCCAGAUCACGCGUGACCAUAUGGGCCAGCUGUUUUAUCAGCUGCUGCAAGCUGGGAGCCUCUCCAAAUCUCAGUUCUUUAAAGGGUUUUCAGAAACCCUUGAGAUAGCAGAUGAUAUGGCCAUUGACAUUCCUCAUAUAUGGCUGUACUUAGCGGAGCUGGUUAAUCCCGUGCUCCGGGAAGGAGGAAUCUCUAUGAGAGAAUUAUUUAGUGAAUUUAGCAAACCUUUACUCCCUGUGGGAAGAGCUGGCAUAUUAUUUUCUGAAAUAUUGCACCUUCUAUGCAAACAAAUGAGCCAUAGGAAAGUGGGGGCCUUAUGGAGGGACUCUGGACUGAGCUGGCCUGAUUUCCUCCCUGAGACGGAGGAUGUGCACAGCUUCAUUACUGAGCAGAAACUAGACUUCACGCUUUCUGAUUGCUCAAGUCCACCCGACAUGGCCUCUAUGAGAAGACUCUCGCCCGAAGAGCUGAACAAGCAACUUGAAAAACUUCUGGAGGAUGUGGCUAGCGAUGAACAAAUCUUCGACUGGGUAGAGGCAAAUCUAGAGGAGUUAGAAAUGAGUUCACCACCCUUCCUCAGAGCUCUGAUGACUGCUGUGUGUAAAGCAGCAGUCAAAUGGGAGAACAACUCCUGUAGAGUGGACACGGCCAUUAUCCAAAAGCGUUUGCCUGUAUUACACAAGUACCUUAACUCGGAUACGGAGAGACAGUUGCAAGCACUUUAUGCACUUCAAGCUUUGAUAGUGAAACUGGACCAGCCUCCGAACUUACUCCGUAUGUUCUUCGACUGUUUGUAUGACGAGGACGUAAUAUCGGAGGACGCGUUCUACAAGUGGGAGGCCAGCAAGGAUCCGGCUGAACAACAGGGCAAAGGGGUAGCGCUUAAAUCCGUGACCGCCUUCUUCACGUGGCUCCGAGAGGCUGAAGAGGAGUCGGAGGACAAUUGACGAAAGGGGAAAAACGGACACGUUUGCGAGCACGUGCUGACAAAGACCAUAGUUGCUGAAACAAUAACUGCAUCUUCGAAAAUGAAAUACAAGCAAACUUUACGUAUCAAUGGAAAGAAUGAAGAGCACCAGUGCAAAUGGUACAGUUCACUGACGUACAGCGGCGUGAUGACUUAAUUGCUGGAGCACUAAAUACAUGUAUUAUUUAUAGUAAUAUUUCAUUUAAAUUUUUAAUUUCCUCUUUUGUUACUUUUUAAGGAAAGACUUUAAUAAUACAUUUGUGCUAUAAUGAAACAAAAGCUCAGUUCAGACUCUAAUUUAUGAUUUUUUCCCCUCCUUUUUUCUUUUCUUUUUCCUAUUUUAAAGACCUGCAAACAAUUGUAUUUAACAUUUUGCAUAAUGGUCAAAAUGAGGCAUUGGUGGAUAUAGAAAUAAAUAAAUAAAUAAUGUUAAUAAUGAUGAUAUUAAUAUAAUAACUAAGUUGUUUGAAAGGCUCCCUGACUUUCAGAUUGUUCGGUUAAGGACAAUCGCAUUUAAUAGAGAAACGAGUCAGGUUUUUCGGGAAGUUUGACGUAGAUUUACGUCAGAUGUUUUAAGGUUAUUAUUGACAACCUUGCCAGUUUUCCUUCUGCUUUAGCUUAUUCUACAUGGAAACACUGAAUCCAGCAGAACUAUGCAUUCAGAAGACUGCUGAGAUUACGAUCAAAACAAGACCUUUGAAUGGAGCAAAUGGCAACUUGUACAAAGACACUAAAGAUGUUGCUAAACCUAAAGUGCUUGUAAUUCUUAACUGAGAGCAAAUUUAAAACAUGUAAAUAAAUUAAAAAGCAAAAAAAACAAAAAAAAAAGUUAA
Molecule: messenger RNA, 6539 nt
Organism: Neoarius graeffei (lesser salmon catfish)
Lineage: Eukaryota; Metazoa; Chordata; Actinopteri; Siluriformes; Ariidae
Gene: eif4g3b
Product: eukaryotic translation initiation factor 4 gamma, 3b
Exons: 34
Coding region: 566-5686 (1706 amino acids)
Cellular component (GO): eukaryotic translation initiation factor 4F complex
Molecular function (GO): translation initiation factor activity; protein binding; mRNA binding
Source: RefSeq, a predicted model, not a curated record